UGCCCGGCCGCCACCGCACCCCGCACCUGCUCCCCAGCAACCUCGCGCAGCUCUCGGCGCAAUGGACCCGGCGUUGGCCGCGCAGAUAAGCGAGGCGGUGGCGGAGAAGAUGCUUCAGUACCGGCGAGACGAGUCAGGAUGGAAGAUUUGCCGGGAAGGCAACGGAGUUUCAGUUUCCUGGAGGCCGUCUGUGGAGUUUCCAGGGAACCUGUACCGAGGAGAAGGCAUUGUGAAUGGGACACCAGAGCAGGUGUGGGACUGUGUGAAACCACUUGCUGGGACCCUACGAGAUAAGUGGGAUGAGAAUGUGAACAGUUUUGAAAUUAUCGAAAGCAUCACUGAUACACAGUGCGUCAGCAGAACCACCACCCCCUCGGCCGUCAUGAAGCUCAUCUCUCCCAGAGACUUUGUGGACCUGGUGCUGGUCAAGACGUAUGAGGAUGGGACCAUCAGUUCCAAUGCUACCAGCGUGGAGCAUCUGUUAUGUCCCCCAAAGCCAGGUUACGUGAGAGGAUUUAACCAUCCUUGCGGUUGCUUCUGUGGACCUCUGCCAGGGGAGCCUGACAAGACCAGCCUGGUCACGUUCUUCCAGACCGACCUCAGCGGUUACCUUCCGCAGGGCGUGGUGGACUCCUUCUUUCCCCGCAGCAUGGCCGGGUUUUACGCCAACCUCCAGAAAGCAGUGAAGAAAUUCUACGGCUGACAUCCUGGCUGGUGGGCCGAGAACUGCCAUGACUCGUGCAGAGCUGCCAUUGUUGGGACGCAGCUGGAGAGCCUGGGAGAACACGGGCUUCUUUGGGACUGCUCUACCUUUGGAACCCACCAAUGACCAGUUCAUCUCCAGGGACAUCAGCCAGAGGCAGCCCCGGCCCCUCCUGCUCCUCCUUCCACUUGGGCGGGGCUGCCGUUACCCAAGCACCCCUCCUCCAGCAGGGUGCCCCCCAAGCCCCCCCCGGCCACCGGACAGGGACUCUGCCCGGGCACCGUGCGAUGCUCUCGGGUCCAAAGCCUUUCUGUGCCGAUCACUCUCAGAGACCAUGUUUCCCCGUUUGUCGAGAAGAAUCACCAUCAAUCCCGAAAACCUGGCUCAGCCCCUUGGUGGCAUUCGAGCUCUCAGUCCUGUGCCACAGAUCCCCGGAUGUGUGUUUCUGAUACCGUGCCAGACUCUCCCCCUUAAAAGACGUCAGCCUGGCAAAAUGAUGCUUAAAAAUGAGAUAAGCAUUCAGGAAAAAACACUUCCAGUACUCCUUUUGUUGUCUCUUCUAUUCAAAUCAUUUUUCUCUCUUUUUCCCCUGCAUGAGUUAAAUUUCAGGCGCCCCAGUGAAACCUGGCAGUUUGAAUCUGCCCAGGCAGCGCUCUGGAAUUGAUUCUGGGCUCAGGGCACCUACAAGGGGAACUUGGAGGAGAACUUGUUCUGUUAUAGAAGAUGGAGUAGGAGUCCUCUGGCCUCCAGGACCUGGUGAGCCCGUACUGCUGUCAGCGGGAAGGACGGAAGAGCAGAUGCCCCACCCCCAGCAGUGCUGGCUAAAAUCCCCCCCAGGCUCUGCUGCAAGAUGAAACGACCCCAAACGGGCUAUGCCCAGCCCGGUGCAUCAUCGGAACCAGGGAGCACGGCCUUGCCACCUGGAAGGGGCUUCAGCGGGCACACGACUCCCUUUCCUUCACUCCGGUCAGGGCCACACAGUCCUGUGUGGAAUUCUCCAACAUUCCCUCACAAGCUCCUCCAUGGGCCCACCAACUUGCUGGUGAGGGAGGCCCCACGUGUGUUUGACCAGAGUGCACUCGUAUUGCAGUUUCUCAGGUUACUAGCAGAAAAUUUCCGGAGUCCUCAGCCUUUGCGCCUCCAGAUGGAAAACAUUCCCCUUGUAUCAGAGUAUCUUGCUUCCCCACCUUUGAGUCCUGGGGUGCCUGUCUUCUGAAUGUGCCGAGGUCUGAGCAAGCUUUAAAACGUGAAAGCUCAGUGUCAGGGGGUUAGAAAGCCUUUCUGGGCUCUAACGCAGCUGCAGAUCCCACAAUCAUGCCAUGAAGAUCAUCCAGCUAACUCCCUCUUCUCAUCAAGAAAUCUUCACAGGACUCUUAUAUGUUUUUAGAUUUCACUCAUUCAUUCGCCAAGUACUUAAUGGGUCCUUACCUUGUGCCAGACGUCGUUCUGUAUCAACUCAUCACGAUUUGAUCUCCCAAAACCCAGCCGAUUCUGGGCACGCCAGCCCAGGAGCCCCAGGAAGGUGGUGGUCUUACCAAGAUGGCACCACCUGUGCUGCCCCAUCUGGCCAGGAGGGGAGGUCAGCCUCCCAAGAACACGUCUCACUGGGCCCACUGCAUGGACCGCGCCUGCACCGCUCCUACGUGCAUCUGCUGGCAGUGGGUUAAACUGGUUUGAGCACUGGACCAAGAGUCAGAAAACGUGCAAGUGGUCCCAUCCCUGCCAGUUAGAAAGGAUGCCCUCGGACAGUCACUUAACACUCCUGUGCUUUGGCUUCCUGUCUUUAAAGAAAAUCUGGGGGCAUGAAUACCAGUCCUGGGGUAGCCUGCUUAAGAGUCCAUGCAAAUGAGACGAUGAUGGUGAAUCAGUGAGAUGCUGUACAAAGCCAGGAACGAGGGCUGCCUGGGAGAGACUCUUGGAUGGACUCAUUUCCCUGGGGAGUUAAAGUAGAUCCGGGAUUGUUGUUUGUGUGUUUGCGGUGUUGGGGAUGACUGGAAUCAUUGUUUGCAAAGGCACUGUUUUCUCUGCCUGUUGUCAGAUCUGAAGAAGGUGACCAAGGCGCACUAAACCUCACCUGUAAACUGCAGCAUCAUGACGCUCAA
Molecule: messenger RNA, 2805 nt
Organism: Balaenoptera acutorostrata (minke whale)
Lineage: Eukaryota; Metazoa; Chordata; Mammalia; Artiodactyla; Balaenopteridae
Gene: STARD5
Product: StAR related lipid transfer domain containing 5
Exons: 6
Coding region: 62-703 (213 amino acids)
Molecular function (GO): lipid binding
Source: RefSeq, a predicted model, not a curated record